UACAAGAAUUAUGCCUACAACAAAAACAGAUUCCAAUUCUUACCGCUCAAGACAUAGUUCGAACACAGCAAAUGGCUUUACUGCAACAAGACGUUCAAGUACAAUGUAUGAUACAAAUAAUUCAAAUACACAUGUCUCAAAUACGACAAAUGACUCGAGCACAACGAAUGACUCAAUUACAACAAAGAGCUCAAAUGCAACUAAUGACACAAAUACAACAAAUAACUCAAAUACAACAAAUGCCCCAAAUAUCGAUACCCAUAUUCCCUAAAAACUUUGUUCCUGCAUUAUCGGAUGUGUCCUUUCUAUACUUUCAUAUUAAACUAUACAAAACUCUUGCGAGUCUUGCUGCUCGUGAUAAGGUUAUUUCUUAUAUUCAACCUCAACCUCAGAAUUAUAUUUUAAAGUCAUAUUUAUCUCGAUUAAACUAUUACCUGUUGAGAAAAGCUCAGUUAUUUUAUCGACCCCCUCUGAAUUCGAACGCAACUUAUAUUGCGGGACCAGAUCUGAAGAAACUUUGUAAACUGGAAAUAGAUCUUUUCAAUGGUCAAUUUAUUCAGCAAUACAUUUCUUUGAUUCAAAACGCCAACCGAAAUCUUGAAGAAAUUACGUUGAGGAUUUUUAAUGCUUAUGAUCCGGAAAAUUACCCGGUACUCUUUGCCACCAUCACCGAUUGUCCAAACCUUAGAAAAGCUUACAAGUGUUUCCUUAGAUAG
This is a messenger RNA of Acaulospora colombiana, 716 nucleotides long. NCBI's taxonomy places the organism in Eukaryota, Fungi, Glomeromycota, Glomeromycetes, Diversisporales, Acaulosporaceae. The record is from the annotation of a GenBank genome assembly.